AUGGCGUGUAUUGACACCUUGCAAGAUGUGAUUCCGCGUGUAGUGGCAUUAAAAUUUGACCGAGACAUGGAAGACUCGGCUGAUACUAAGAAGCAAACCGCGUAUGUAUCGCCCGAACGUGUGAUUUACUUUCGCAAUUUGGCCUCAUCAGACAUUCCGCAAGUGCGCGCACUACAUGAAGACUGGUUUCCCAUUCGCUACAAUCAAACGUUCUACGAUGGCGCAGCUCAGGGACUAUGGAUGGAGACAGGCGGUCCUCUUUUCGCUCGUCUGGCAGUAGAAUCGCAAACUUUACUUAAGCUGCAAGCGCCAUUCCAGUCUAGUCCAGAUCACAGGCGAGAUGAACAUAUCUACGGCGCCGUGACAGCCAGCACGCUACCGCUAAGCAAAAUUGAUGACUCAGACCUUAUCUCUUCAGACGACUGGGAGCACACUCAUGUAAUGUACAUUCUGACACUGGGCACUCAGGCAUCGGUCAGAAGAAUGGGCAUCGCUUCGGCGCUUUUGCAGGAAUGCAUCACUCAAGCCUGUCGUCAACCACAGUGCGGAGCAGUUUACCUUCAUGUCAAAGCAGAUAAUUUGAGUGCCAGGCAAUUUUAUGAGAAGAAUGGGUUUCAAAAUUUGCGCUAUUUGCAAGAUUACUAUAUGAUUGAUGGAGUGCGGCAUGAUGCAUUUCUAUACAUUCGCUACGUAAAUGGUGCUGUUCCGCAAGGUGGAUGGUUCGACCUCAUUACAAGACCGCUAUUCGCGUUAUUUUCAAUCGCUACUCUUGGUUGGAAAAAGCUUCUCGAAGGAUUUGCCAUGGGUGAGUUUGAUGACACGUCAGAAAAGCACGCCCAGACUGAAUCGACAAGUUUAGUUUUGGAUUUGUUAGAUGAGAUCGAAGAUGCAAUGGAUAGCCCGCGUAGAAGUAGAGAAAGUAUAAGAGCAGGAAAUUCGUGCUUUAGUGGUCAAACAGACUCCUCUAAGAUUAUACAAGCUGUGAACAAGGGCAGGAUUCAAAAUGAGCUGGACGAUUUAUUAAACCUGCUAAAUGAUGAGGAACGAAAACUGGGUGAUUUCAAUUCUGAAUUAGCAAAAACAAAAUUACAUUGCUCAUUUAAACAAAUCGAUUCUCAAGCUGGUGCACUUAAAAAGUGCUUAAAAAUUCUGAUGGAUGGAGGGCGUGCAAAUCGUGGUCUAAAUACUGCUUUUUCAUCACGUGUCUGUUCGAAUCUUCGCUGCAACGAAUGCGACUUUGCUGUUCUGCAGUUUUUCGGCAAGAAAUGGGAUGCCACUGCUGAUUACAUGUUUUUUCGUGAGAAUAUGCCAAACGAGGCCAAACUACGUGUAAAAUUGGAAAUUGCUCCAGUGGCUUUCAAUCGAUUUGCAGACACGAGUGGACCAAUGCAAUGUGAAAUGGUCGUGUGCUGGGCAUUAGAGUAG
Messenger RNA from Plasmopara halstedii, 1425 nucleotides. Its product is annotated as n-alpha-acetyltransferase 60-like. Gene Ontology annotation, cellular component: Golgi membrane. Lineage: Eukaryota; Oomycota; Peronosporomycetes; Peronosporales; Peronosporaceae. The record is from RefSeq and is a predicted model, not a curated record. The transcript has 9 exons. Gene Ontology annotation, molecular function: histone acetyltransferase activity; protein-N-terminal amino-acid acetyltransferase activity. Gene Ontology annotation, biological process: N-terminal peptidyl-methionine acetylation. The coding region runs from base 1 to 1425 and encodes 474 amino acids.